AUGAAGGCCUCUAAAGCAGCGCAGCACAACUCUGCUCAAGAGGAAUGUGGCGUUUGGCUCGAUACGGCACAACUGAAAGGAAAAGCUAAACAGAAACGUCUCGCCCGUCCCAUCUCAAAAUUGCUGAAUCCCUUGGCUGAGGGUGAAGGUUACAACUUGGCUGUGGCACUCAACUUCACUCAGACCAAAGUGGAAAUGCCUAAGAACAAACAGAGCGCUAUGUCAAUGUUUUUCACGCCUCAUCGAAGAGUUAUUCACAAGAUGUGCUCUUCUGAAUUACCAAACCUGGAUCCAGUGCAGCCCUUUUCAUCGUCUAUCUCCGCAGCGCCCGCCGUGAAAAAGCGAGGACGAAAUGAACGUCUUGAUGAUCCUGGUGUAGAUUGUGAGAGAGAUGAAGAUGUGACUGAGACUGAAGCAGCACCGUCACAGCAUCAAGGAGGACAUCAUUUGUCUUUGCCAGACUAUGAGUUUGAAGAUAAAGGGUCUGAAGAGUGUCAACCACCUCAGAAUAAGACGAGGCACACCGAACCCUCUUUGUUGCCAGAUGACAGUCAAACACCUUUUCAAACAUGGACUCAGGACUCACAGUUUACCUGCAGCCAGUUCCCAGAAAGUGAAUUUGAUCCAAACGAUAAGAACUACACAAAGAAAAACCUUGAGAACUCUGAGAGAAUUUUCCUAGACAGCCCAGUGAGUGAAGAGGUUUUUGGAAGUUUGACAGGUGCUGAAGGAAGAACAUUAACUCAAAUACCAGAUAAACUCCAUCCUCAGGCAGAAGAUGAAAAAGAAAACAGUUUUUUAAAUUCCCCAAAGAAGCAAUAUUCUGUCUCUCUUCUUGGACUUCCAGAGCACAAACAGGCAGAACCAAAAAGCACUUCACUAAAACACACAGAUGGACGAUGGAGCUGCGCAGGAAGAGAGGUGCAUUUUGACUCAACAAGGACAAAACUGAGCAGCUCUCCUCUUCAGAAACCUCAGCAGCGGAACAGAAAGACUGAUGGGAACAGCUGGGCUGCGUUGUUCACUCAGGACUCUGAGGGCUUCAGGGUGAUCGCACAUCGAGGUCCGACAACCAGGAGUCCACUCAAAGAUGAGAGUAACAUGAGCUCUGGAGGGGUGAGAAGCUGUCCUUACAAAUCUGAAGAAGAAGAUGACGAGGAGGAUGAAAUGCUCUUUACUCAAGACUCUCAGGGAAACAUGGUGAUCAAACACUGA
Messenger RNA from Nematolebias whitei (Rio pearlfish), 1215 nucleotides. RefSeq names its product aurora kinase A and ninein-interacting protein. Gene Ontology annotation, biological process: spindle organization. Gene Ontology annotation, cellular component: spindle pole; centrosome. The coding region runs from base 1 to 1215 and encodes 404 amino acids. The record is from RefSeq and is a predicted model, not a curated record. The transcript is spliced from 3 exons. NCBI's taxonomy places the organism in Eukaryota, Metazoa, Chordata, Actinopteri, Cyprinodontiformes, Rivulidae.